UCUAACUGAAAACUCAAAAAACCCAAAGCAACACGCAUACGAUUCUUUUGGGUUUUCUGCAGAUGAUCAUUUUGUGAUGGUGGUUAUUGUCAAUGGCGGAUCCGUACAGAACGAACCCUCACGCUGCUUCAUCUCUCGAAUCCGAAGAUAUGUCUUCCUUUUUUCUUAAUUUUCUUCAAGGUACGUCCGCUUCCGCUUCUGCGACUGCUGCGGCUGGUUUUUAUAACCGAUCGGUACCGGCGCCGGUGGCUGAGUCAUCUUCUAGCCUCAAUUUCUCCGAUCCCGGUCGAUUUUAUGCUGCCGAGUUCAAGGAAGGCGUUGAGAAUGUGUUUGCUUCUGCUGGCCUCGGGGAUUGUGACGGUAUGAAUUCUAAUAGGAGAGAGUUUUUGGAAGAUGAUAAGGUUGAUAACUUUGGUUUCAGUAGCGAGGAGUGUGAUGGACUUGACAUGCCAUCUGAUCCGACUCAUCCACGUUCCUCAAAGAGGAGUAGAUCUGCUGAAGUUCAUAAUUUGUCCGAGAAGAGGAGGAGGAGUAAGAUCAAUGAGAAACUGAAAGCAUUGCAGAACCUAAUUCCGAAUUCUAACAAAACUGACAAGGCAUCUAUGCUUGAUGAAGCCAUUGAAUAUCUGAAGCAACUUCAACUGCAAGUUCAGAUGCUUACCUUGAGGAAUGGAUUGAGUUUAUACCCAGGAUAUGUUCCCGGGUCUAUGCAGUCGGUGCAACUCCCAUCUGGUAAUGAAUUUGAUGGGAGAAGUUUUAUGCUGAGUGCAAAUGGAGGAGCUACACUUCCUGUGAAUCGAGAAAUGCCACAGACUGCAUUUGAAAUUUCCAAUCAGAAUCCAUCAGGCAAACCAACAAUAACCUCACAUAACACAGAAAACGCUGUAGCUUUAGAAACUACAAUUCAGAAUCAUUAUGGAGUUCUUAACCAUUUAGCAUCUUCUAAGGACAUGUGCCGAGACAAUACACUAUCAAGAUUGCAUUUAGAUAUGAGUUGCUCUGGAAACAAUUCAUCAUCAGGAGUGUCGUCUUAACCAAAAUUUCACAGGAUCAAAUAUUUGAGGAGUUGGUGUAGAUGGAAUUAACUAUUGAUACUGUGAAACUCCAAUUGUUUGUACAUCUCCAAAGUUAAAUAUUUGCCUCAUGGUCCUGAGAUGCACUGAUCCUUGAUUGUUAUGCUCGAUGAGCACGAACAGAACUGUGCUUUUGUAACUGUUGAAACUUGGACUUGACAAAAUAACUAGUGUUGGAAAAAUAACUGUUCAAACUUUUAGCUACUUUU
Solanum verrucosum is the source of this 1282-nucleotide messenger RNA. Its product is annotated as transcription factor SPATULA-like. Gene Ontology annotation, cellular component: nucleus. NCBI's taxonomy places the organism in Eukaryota, Viridiplantae, Streptophyta, Magnoliopsida, Solanales, Solanaceae. The record is from RefSeq and is a predicted model, not a curated record. Gene Ontology annotation, molecular function: protein dimerization activity. Bases 93 to 1034 code for a protein of 313 amino acids. The transcript has 6 exons.